Messenger RNA from Danio aesculapii, 760 nucleotides. Its product is annotated as transcriptional and immune response regulator-like. Gene Ontology annotation, molecular function: Notch binding. The coding region runs from base 107 to 409 and encodes 100 amino acids. Lineage: Eukaryota; Metazoa; Chordata; Actinopteri; Cypriniformes; Danionidae. Gene Ontology annotation, cellular component: cytosol; nucleus. Gene Ontology annotation, biological process: endothelial cell activation involved in immune response; negative regulation of Notch signaling pathway. The transcript has a single exon. The record is from RefSeq and is a predicted model, not a curated record.
UCCUCUAUAAAACCGGCUGCUAUCACCCAUGCUGGUAUAGCAAGAGCUCAGCUUCUACUAUCAGACGCACGACUUCUCGAAAAGACUUCUCUGUUUUCCUAACGCCAUGUCUUACUACACGUCUUCAGACUCGCGUCGCGUCGGUCCCGCCGUGAGCGGCGUCAAAUUCGACACAGCGCACCGCAAAAAAGCGUCGCCAAACAUUUUCGAGAACAUCAACCAGGAGGUGCUGGUGAAGCUCUUCGAGAAAGCGGGAGACCUGAAGGCGGUAGAGAGAGCCAGGAGCAUCCUCACACUGUACCAGGACCCCGAGGAGAUCUCCAAAGCACUCAUGGCUCUUCAGCAGGACAAGAAGGACAAAUUCAUGCUUAUUACGGGACUGACCCGCCAGUCGCUGAAGUUUCGAUGAGGAAAGUUGGAUGCUGUGCAGGUGUUUGCACACGCUGAGGAAAAAAAAGUAGCACACGCUACUUAUGCUGGAGGCUGAUGUUCCUCGAGACUUCGUGAUGAACUUGUGAUGGUCGUGUUGGUGUGCUGUGAAUCUACAGACUGAACUGGACCAGUGCUUGAGCUUGAAGACCUAAGUCUUGGUGCUUUCUUGACAUCUUGAAGAUGGAGAAAUGCAUUUGAAAUACAGACUGGUGUCGCCGCUGAAAUUGAAAUAUAUUCAGUGACAUCCACAAUGUCUCUGUGGCGUUGUUAUACAAUUUACUUGAAGAGAAAAACAAAGUUUUGAAUAAAAUUGUUUUGAUAUGAUUAA